This is a messenger RNA of Capsella rubella, 1392 nucleotides long. RefSeq lists its product as uncharacterized. NCBI's taxonomy places the organism in Eukaryota, Viridiplantae, Streptophyta, Magnoliopsida, Brassicales, Brassicaceae. The record is from RefSeq and is a predicted model, not a curated record. The transcript is spliced from 7 exons. The coding region runs from base 1 to 1155 and encodes 384 amino acids.
AUGGUUGAUGAUGGAAACCGUGUUAGUGGGGAGAGAAAAAAAGAAAACUUCAUCAACAAAAUAACUGGGAGAAAUAUGACUAAUUUUGAGAGGCUUCUCGAAUGUUCGGCUCCACGUGUCCCAGUUCGGUAUUAUACCGAGAGAAAGGGAUCGUCGUCGUCUUCGUCAAGUGCUUCAGGAGCCAAAGUAGGUGAUGAAGAAGUCCGAAGGCCUUGCAUCGUACUUGACGAUAUCUGGUCUGCCCUUGAGGAGUGGAGCUCUUUUGGUCGCGAAGUUCGCAUUUCCGUGGAUGGCUUCGACGAAAUGGUUAAAUACCACCUUGUUCCUUACCUCUCUGCCAUUCAGAUCUUCACCAUCAAACCCUUCAGUGAUGAUGAUCCAAGGAGCUCUGCCAUUGGAACGGAUGGUACAGUGACAGGAUCUGCUGAAACUGACUCUUCAAGCAAACCAAUUGUGAAUGCUGGAUCUGCUGAACCUGACUCCUCAAGCAAGGCAAUUGUGAAUGAUGGAUCUGCUGAACCUGACUCCUCAAGCAAGCCAAUUGUGAAUGCUGGAUCUGCUGAACCUGACUCCUCAAGCAAGUCAAUUGUGAAUGCUGGAGCUGCUGAACCUGAAUCUUCAAGCAAACCAAUUGAGAAUGCUGAUCACAUGGGCUACCUUUAUUAUCAGUUUAAUGAGACAGAAAAGCCAUAUGACAGGUUUCCACUUACUCUCAAGUUUACUGAUGAUCUAGCUGAGAAGCACCCUGGAUUGUCUACUCUGAAGAGUUCAGAUCUUUCUCCUUAUAGCUGGAUUGCUAUUGCUUGGUAUCCCAUUUAUUCAAUUCCAUCUGUGCCAAAUAAAAAGGGUAUGGCUGCCGCUUUCCUGACAUACCAUUCGCUGAAGCCAAUGUUUCCAGAAACAACUGAUAAAGAUGUUAAGGGGAAAGAAGAAGGAGUUUUAGGUGAAAGGGAAGUUGAACUGCCUGCAUUUGCUGCAGUGACUUACAGGGCCGUUGGUGAUGUGUGGAUCAUGCCUGGGACACCAGACAAGCUGACGAUAGAGAUGUAUGAACAAGCUGCGUCCUCGUGGCUGAGAACAGUCAGCUUCUUUCACAACGACUUCAACUUCUUUAUGUCCCAGAAGUUUUUUCGUGGAAAGCCCAAAAACAAAUGAUGUGGUCGCCAUAUGAAAACAUUCUGCCGUUAAGGAAGUAUCUCUUUCUCUUUCUCACUCUCUCCUUCUCAGACUCUUUCUCAGACUCCUUCUCAGACUCUUUCCCAGUCUCUUUCUCAGACUUUGAUGGUUAUGUUUUGCUUCUGCUGUUAUUUACUUUGAGGAUUUUGUUUCUUUGAAAUUUUCAAGUGGAUAUUACUUGCUAAUAUUUGGGGGUCAACAGGCUCUAUUUGAUCA